This is a messenger RNA of Dendrobium catenatum, 630 nucleotides long. RefSeq names its product F-box protein FBW2. The transcript has a single exon. Gene Ontology annotation, molecular function: protein binding. The annotation marks the transcript as partial. Lineage: Eukaryota; Viridiplantae; Streptophyta; Magnoliopsida; Asparagales; Orchidaceae. The record is from RefSeq and is a predicted model, not a curated record.
UUCUUGUAUUGCGCAAGCUCUUCUUCACUUCAAUCCCUUGAGCUUCCAAGCAGCGAGAUUACCGAUGCAGUCGUCGAGCAAGUUGCAGGAAAGCUCUCCAACAUCACCUUCUUGGACAUAAGCUCCUGCAAGAAAAUUGGAGCCAGAGCUCUCAAAGCAUUUGGCAAGCACUGCCAAUCCUUAGUCGGUCUCCGGCGAACAAUGCGACCACUCGAGGUCACCGACAUGGUCUGUCACGACGAGGAAGCCGUCGCAAUCGCCCUCACCAUGCCCAAACUUCGUCACCUCGAGCUCGCUUAUCUACUGCUGACAACACAAGGAGUUCUUCACAUCCUCCUGCAUUGCCCUGAUCUCGAGUUCCUGGACAUCAGGGGAUGCUGGGAUGUGAAGAUUGACGAGACGUUGAAGGAGAAGUAUGCAGGAGUGAGGGUUCUGGGGCCUGAUAUCGUUGAUGAUCGGAGCUUCUUGGAUGAGUUUUCUGAUUACACAGAUAGUUCUGAUUAUUCAUGGGAGUUCAUGGAUGAUGUUUAUGAUGAUGAUGUUUAUGAAGAUAUGAGUGAUGAGGAGAGUGUUUGGAAUGAUGAUUAUGAUGUUGAUUAGAAGAGCUUGGAGAAGGUUGACAAUGGUGAA